CUCCCCUCCUUUCUCUACCCGUUGUCUCCCAAACAUUUCGCAGAUCUCUUGUUGCUUUCGCUGCUUUUCUCCCUCGGAGAGCAGAUCAGCGCAGCAGCCUCUCCCGAUGCCUGUGGGCCCGCAAGCUCGCAAAGAGCAACGUUGUCAAGGAGAGGUCACGCCUGCCGGAAGAGCCCGGCCGGCCCGUCGCCCGGCGGCGCCGUGACAGGGCCCUCCGCCCCCCGGGCAGCGCCAGGCGCGAGUCCCGCCUCCAGGGCCGGGCGCGGCGGCAUGGCGGCGGCAGGGCGGCCCGUCCGCUACUUCUGCACGGCGGGCCGCGGCCUGGAGCCCUUCGUGGCGCGGGAGGCGCGGGCCCGGCUGGGCGCGGCGCAGGUGGAGCAGGCGCAGGGCAAGGAAGAAUGGUCCAUGAAAUUCAACAACUUGUAAUUGAGGAACCCAGUUCAUGGCUGGAAACAGUUUCUAGGUGGAAAAAUCUUCAUGACGAUGAGAUAAAAAAAGAAAACCUUGUACCUCAAAAGAGAAGAUCAGAAGAGGAGAUAAAUAUUACAGCUAAAAAACAGAAGAAAGAAAAAUUGAUAGAGGCAGAUUCUGAGGAACAUCAAAUGGAAGAGCAAAAGAAAUGUGUGGUGCCAGAGGGAAACAAUAAUGAGGACUCUCUGACUGGAAGAAAGAUUUUCCUAGAAGAUGCACCUGAAACUAGUAAAGAUAAAUCAGUUGAAAGUAAUAAUCACAGCUUCACUUUUAGAGUUUCUUGUCGCUGUAGUGGAGCAGUUUCAAAAGUAUUUACGUCACAGGAGGUUGGAAGAAUGAUUGGUGUCACUCUUCUAAAACAAUUUGGCUGGAAAGCUGAUCUGAGAAACCCUGAUCUAGAGAUUUUUGUCCAUCUAAAUGAUGAGUAUUCUGUGGUGGGGAUUCCUGUCUUCAGACUUCCACUGUCAAAUAGAGAGUACAUCAAAACUGCAGGACUGCGCUCUACUAUAGCUUGGGCUAUGGCAUCUCUUGCUGAAAUCAGUGCUGGUGCAUUUGUGUUAGACCCCAUGUGUGGGUUGGGAACAAUACUCUUGGAAGCUGCAAAAGAAUGGCCUAAUGUACAUUACUUGGGUACUGAUAUAAGUGAUUCACAGCUCCAAGGUGCAUGCAAGAAUGUUAAGGCUGCAGACUUGAUGGAUAAAAUUGAGUUACUUAAAGCUUCUGUGAUAGCAUUGCCAUUACCUUCAGAAAGCAUUGAUGUUGUCAUUUCGGAUGUUCCUUUUGGGAAAAAGUUCACAAUAACAAAAGACAUAAAACUUGUACCAGACAUUCUUCGAGAAAUGGAAAGAGUGCUUCAUGUUGGAGGGACUGUGGUCUUGUUGCUUAGCCAGGAUCCUCACAAGUACGUCGAUGGACCUAUUGCUAAUUAUGUUGAAAACGAUGCAUCAGUUAAUAUCACUACUGAUGACACAAAUAAAACUGUUAUAGCUACUGACUCGAAUCCCAGGGAGGAAAAUGGGAACCCACAGAGCAUUUCUUCUUCAAAUAAAAACAUGGAAAGAGAACCCCACAACGAUAAAAUGAAAUGUUUUGGGUCUUUGGUACUUGUGGACUCCCAUGGAGUUAGUCUUGGAAAAACAAAUGCUUUCAUAUGUAAAUAUAAGAAAAUGCCUACAUCUGGGGUCAACAGUAUUCUUAAAUAAUGCUUGAAUGAAUUUGGUUCGAUACAUUUGAAAGUAUAAUUGUACUGAAAUUUAUGAACCCUGUUAUUCUUAAUUUUGGCAAACACUAUGUUUAUUAUAAGCAGCUCUUGCUUUAUUUUAAGUGUUAAAUUAUUCCUUUUCCUUCUGAUGCUUUACUUGCUAAAGAAUCCCACAUUUGGACACAGUAGGCAUGUCUACAUGUGCACAUUUAUUGAGCAGUAACCAAAAAAUACUGCACAGUAUGGGCACAUGUCUACAUGUGCAUGCCCGUAGUACUGCAUAGUAACUAUGGCGGCUUACAUUGACUUGCGCAUAAAUUUGAUACCUGCAUGAUCCAUGUAGCAAAUUUAUACCCAAUUAGUUACUGCACAGUAACACACGUAGAUGCCUUACUGCGCAGUAAUACAGGAGCUCCCCAACUGGGGCUGCCCAGCCACUGGGGCCAGCUGGAGCCCAGCCCCAGGACUCCUGGCUGGCCCCCUCUGCUGCUGGGCUUGGCUGCUCUCUGGCAACCUCUAGCUGCAGGUUAUAAAAGCCUGCAGCCAUUUUAUGACUUGGGGCACACACUCCAGGGAGCUGGCAGGAGCUGCCUGUGGCUGCAGCACCCCAGCAGGCCCUGUAUGCCCCCACUGAAACUGCUGGCUUCACCAGUGGCGCAGCCAGGAUGGAACCCACGUGCUCCGGCAGCUGGUGGUCGCAGUGGAGGGCUGGGUGGCAGACCAGUGUGCAUGGUGGGCAAAGGACUUCAUCUGGGAGGCUGCCCAGGAGGAGGUGCAGCUGUGGGCAUGCCAGGCUCACUGGGCUGAGCUGGUGGCCCUGAAGCAGCAGCAUGUGGAGCUGCUGGAGCAGCAGCUGGCCACCCAGAGGCUGUGCCCAUGCCCCACUUUGCCUGGCCCCCCACUCUGGUCCCAUAGGACCUGUCCUGCCCACUGCCCUGCAGGUCUUGCCCACUGCCCUGCAGCAGGCCCCUUGCAGCACCCUAAAGCAGGUCUCGUAUUGUCUGCAGGCCACAGCCCCUGGACCCGCAGGGGAACUGUCUAUGGCUGUGGUGCUGGCUGCCUGCUGUUUGGCUCUCCGCCCAGGGUGGCUCCACCUCUCAGCCCCUUACAGAUGUACUUGGGGACAGGGUCAGGCAUGUCAAGUGUCUGUGAAAUUUGGGGAACAGGAUUUUUAGUGUUGGUGGGGAGGGUGGUGGAGGGGCACUCUGUGGGAGGGGGUUGUGUUUAUUGAGGGAGGAGGGAUGGGGUGUUUUGUUGUAUUAAUAAAGUUUGUACUGUUUGACCUUUGUGUGUGUCCUGGAGUGGUGCUGGGGGUGAUCAUAGGGUUGGGGGGGUGUGGGUGGCGGGGCAGGAGUGGGGAGUGCAGGAGGAGGGGGGCAGCCAGAGCCUCUUGCAGCUGUUGCCCUGGGCUUGGCACAGCUGGCAGGUGCGUGGCUGUCCUGGGGCCUGGGCGGCGAGGGGGCUUUCCACAGUUUUUUAAAGGAAGUUGUUAGGGCAGUGGUGCUCAAUCUUCUGGCCCUAUAGGCCAGAUGAGUGACGUGGAACCUGUCUGUGAGCUGGAUCAGGCAUCACCCCAGGGGCACUGCCCUGCUCCUGCCUACUGCAUGCUGGGACUCCGCAUCUGAUACAGCACGUAAGGCCAAGGGCUCUCUCUGUCUUGAAAUUUGGCUACAGGAGAGUGGUGCCACCCCUUCCUUGCCCCAGAUUUCUGAACCAAUGGGAAGCUUUGCGGGUGAGACAACGUGGCAUAAUGGGCCAGAGCUACAGUAAAAGUUCCAAGAUAAAGGUCUCCUAAUUUAGUCCUUACUGUUGAAGGAGUAACCUGUACAGUUGAAUUUGCUGUUGAAAAGAGACAUUUUGAUAAGCUAUUGUUUUUUGACUUUCCUAAAUGUUUCCAAAUUUGAGUAGAGAAACAAGUAAACUGAAAUGGAUCAGAAAUCUUUUAAAGUGGCUCUGAGUAGUUUAUAUGUAGCAAUGGCAUAAGAAAAUUUAAAAUUAUUAAAUGUUAAUGGAUUUUAUGUAAGGAGAAAUAUUUUUAAUGUCUAAAUAAAUAUAGUUCUAUUAUGAGA
Alligator mississippiensis (American alligator) is the source of this 3741-nucleotide messenger RNA. RefSeq names its product THUMP domain containing 2 (gene THUMPD2). Gene Ontology annotation, biological process: tRNA methylation. NCBI's taxonomy places the organism in Eukaryota, Metazoa, Chordata, Crocodylia, Alligatoridae. The transcript has 9 exons. Gene Ontology annotation, molecular function: RNA binding; tRNA (guanine) methyltransferase activity. The coding region runs from base 399 to 1673 and encodes 424 amino acids. The record is from RefSeq and is a predicted model, not a curated record.